AUGCCCUAUUAUGCCGUAGCAAGAGGCUAUAGAUGUGGAGUUUACUUGACAUGGGACGAAUGUAAGGCCCAGGUUAGCGGAUAUGGUAAUGCUUCGUACAAGAAAUUCAGUACUAUGAAUGAAGCACAACGGUUUGUUGAUGGUGGAUAUGGCUCUGUUUCCGAGUCAAAGGAGCACGAUGAGCAUGACUACGCUUUCGCUCAUUAUAAUUCUCUAUCGAGAAAGCCGAAACCAAUCUACAUUGAUGGUGCCUCUCGAGGCAAUGGCCGUGUGUCCAUUCCGGCUUCAGGCUACGGAGUAUACUAUGGCACUAAUGACCCACGUAACAGAGCAGUCGCCUUAGACGAAGUUGACGACGUUCAUAAAAACCCCCCAACGAACCAACGCGCAGAGCUUCACGCCAUGAGACACGCUUUACGUGACAUCAAACACCAUCUUAUCACCUCAGACUCGCCUGAACCAUUUUCGAUCCAUUCAGAUUCACAAUACACAAUCAACUGCAUCAGUACAUGGGCUAAAAACUGGAAGGCUAAUGGUUGGAGAACAUCAAAGAACACACCUGUGGCAAAUGCAGACAUUAUCAAAGAAGCAGUAGAGUUAAAGAAUGAAGUUGAUCAAUUAUAUAGGCAACACAACUGGGGACCCUUGGAGUUGCAUUAUGUUAGAGGUCAUAGUGGCGAUGAGGGAAAUGAAAACGCUGACAGAUUAGCAAAUUUGGGUGCAGAUAGAAUGGAAAAUAGUAUAUAA
Messenger RNA from Lodderomyces oxycetoniae, 747 nucleotides. RefSeq names its product ribonuclease H family protein. The record is from RefSeq and is a predicted model, not a curated record. Gene Ontology annotation, biological process: DNA replication, removal of RNA primer. The transcript has a single exon. NCBI's taxonomy places the organism in Eukaryota, Fungi, Ascomycota, Pichiomycetes, Serinales, Debaryomycetaceae. Gene Ontology annotation, molecular function: nucleic acid binding; magnesium ion binding; RNA-DNA hybrid ribonuclease activity. Bases 1 to 747 code for a protein of 248 amino acids.